Platichthys flesus (European flounder) is the source of this 1474-nucleotide messenger RNA. Its product is annotated as segment polarity protein dishevelled homolog DVL-3. NCBI's taxonomy places the organism in Eukaryota, Metazoa, Chordata, Actinopteri, Pleuronectiformes, Pleuronectidae. Gene Ontology annotation, molecular function: frizzled binding. Gene Ontology annotation, cellular component: cytosol. The record is from RefSeq and is a predicted model, not a curated record. The coding region runs from base 1 to 1143 and encodes 380 amino acids. The transcript has 11 exons. Gene Ontology annotation, biological process: canonical Wnt signaling pathway; intracellular signal transduction.
AUGGAUGUUCAGCCAAUCAACAGAACAGAAACAGCUCCUCGUCACAUCAGCGGGCGACAACGCCGCAGCCACCAGAGACGCAAAGCCCGGUGGAUGGAGAAGUCUGUCUCUCUCAGCAGUCUCACUGACUCGACCAUGUCCCUCAACAUCAUCACUGUGUCUCUGAACAUGGAGAGGUAUAACUCCCUUGGCGUCAGUAUAGUGGGUCAAAGUUACGAAAGAGGAGACGGAGGAAUUUAUGUCGGCUCCAUCAUGAAAGGAGGAGCAGUCGCAGCGGAGGGACGCAUCGAGCCUGGAGACAUGUUACUGCAGGUGAAUGACAUCAACUUUGAAAACAUGUGUAACGACGAUGCUGUUGGAGUCCUGAGAGACGUCGUCCACAAACCAGGUGCAGUGACGUUGACCGUGGCAAAGUGUUGGGAUCCGAACCCUCGGAGCUGCUUCCCGUUGCCGAGAAGUGAACCUGUCCGCCCCAUCGACCCCGCUGCCUGGGUGUCUCACACCGCCGCCAUGACCGGGAAGCUCCUCCCACAUUAUGGCGUCAAUGAAGAACACCACCUCACCAUCCACAGUGACAUCACAGAUGUUGUCAAGGCAAUGAUUAAUCCAGAGUCAGGCCUGGAGGUUCGGGACAGGAUGUGGUUGAAGAUCACGAUCCCUAACGCGUUUAUCGGGUCCAACGUGGUCGACUGGCUCCACUGCAACGUGGAAGGUUUGACUGACCGCCGCGAAACCAGGAAGUACGCAGGGAACUUGCUGAAGGCCGGAUUCAUCCGAAGCACCAUCCACAAGGUCACGUUCUCCGAGCAGUGCUACUACGUGUUCGGAGAUGUCUGCGGUGGUCUGGGUCUGAUGUCUCAACUGGACCAUGUCUCCAGUCAAGGAGGAGGAUCAGAGUUUGACCCUCCAGGUGCUGGACCCCAGUGGCCUCCAGCCUUCCCCUACCUGUCCCCCAUCAUCCCUCACCCCUACAGCUGUCCUCACCCCCCCAACCAGCUGCCGGCCUGGGAGGGAGGAAGUCGUCACAGUGAAGGAAGCAGUGAAUCAAGCUGCAGUGAUGGUCAGAAGGAGGGAGGAGCCAGCCAAUCACAGCGCUCCAAACAACUCGUUAAGGAGUUUGCCAACGACAACAGGGCCCGGUGACCCCUGUCCUCCAUUUCUGGUCUCCAUAGCAACAAGUACCCAAAGGACCCCCCCCCCCCGUCUCCCGAUCGAAGACAACACGUGUCCUCAGUCUCAGGCGCCAGGCAGCCCCUCCACCUCGCCAUGGGAAACCCCGGGGAUUACUUUGCAGAUGUAAUGUGACUCCCUCCCACGACUCCGCCCCCUGUUACCUGAUGUCACUGUUUGUCUUCACUCCUCCUGAAUAACAUGAAUAUAUUAUGAUGUCACAGAUGCGUCUGUACAUUCUGCUUCAUUAUAAAAUCUCAAUCUUCCUGUGCUGAGUUUCCUGUCGCCGUCUUUCCAAAAUAAA